Molecule: messenger RNA, 3039 nt
Organism: Hevea brasiliensis (rubber tree)
Lineage: Eukaryota; Viridiplantae; Streptophyta; Magnoliopsida; Malpighiales; Euphorbiaceae
Product: SUMO-activating enzyme subunit 1B-1
Exons: 10
Coding region: 196-1188 (330 amino acids)
Biological process (GO): protein sumoylation
Cellular component (GO): cytoplasm; SUMO activating enzyme complex
Molecular function (GO): SUMO activating enzyme activity
Source: RefSeq, a predicted model, not a curated record
CUUCUGAAAUCAGACAAAAAAAAAGUUGCUUCUGAAAUCAGACAAAAAAAAAGUUGCUUCUGUUCUGAAAGACUGCUGCUGAGCUCGGAAUCUGCUCCGUCACUUCGUGAUCAUCAUAAUUAGGGUUUUCUUUGUAAUACUUGAGAAUCUAGAUUCAGAUUGUUGUCAAAUUGGUGGAUUACGUUGUGGUUACUUAUGGACGGAGAGGAGUUAACCGAGCAGGAGACUGCAUUGUACGAUCGCCAAAUUAGGGUUUGGGGUGCUGAUGCUCAACGAAGAUUGAGCAAAUCUCACAUAUUAGUUUACGGGAUGAAAGGAACUGUUGCCGAGUUUUGCAAGAACAUUGUAUUAGCGGGGGUUGGUAGUUUGACACUGGUGGAUGAUCGUGCUGUGACUGAAGAUGCAUUAUCUUCAAACUUUUUGAUACCACCUAAUGAGAAUGUGUAUGCUGGGAAAACACUUGCUGAGCUUUGUUGCAAUUCUCUGAAAGAAUUCAACCCAAUGGUUCGGGUUUCUGUUGAGAAAGAAUAUAUGCAGCUAAUUGAAAACAAAAUAAGCAUCCAAAUUACAGGUGAUUUGUCAAGAUUUGGUGGAGACUUCUUUGAUAAGUUUGACAUUGUAAUUGUCAGUUGCUGCACCCGCAUGACCAAGAAAUUGAUCAAUGAGAAGUGUCGCAAGUUAUCAAAGCGUGUAGCAUUUUAUACAGUUGACUGUAGAGAUUAUUGUGGUGAGAUUUUUGUUGAUUUGCAGAAGUAUAUAUAUACAAAGAAAAAGCUUGAUGAAAACAAUCAACCCACCACCGUUGAAUGUGAAUUGCAAUACCCAAGUUUUCAGGAAUCAAUUUCAGUACCUUGGAGGAAACUCCCCAGGAGGGUGUCGAAGCUUUAUUUUGCCAUGAGAGUGAUAGAAAGCUUUGAAGAGGCUGAGGGACGAAAUCCAGGGGAAAUUUCAAUGGAGGAUCUUCCUGCUGUUUUAAAGCUGAAAAAGGAACUUUGUGAGGCACAGUCGAUGAACGAAUCUCAUAUUCCUAAUGCCCUCCUGGAAAGAUUGGUGAUGGGUAAAAGAGAGUUCCCUCCAGUUUGUGCCAUCAUUGGAGGAAUCCUUGGACAGCGAGAACAAGAAGCCAUUGUGUUUUGGGGAAAGAUAGAUUUCACUGGAGGCCUCAACCAGGCAAAAGAGUACAGUUAAAGAAAUCCUGGUUCGAGGGAUUCAGGAAAGAAGUGUCAUCAUGGUAGGCUGUGUUUGCCGAUACACGAGCUGCCCUGUUGCCACUACGUCUGAUAAAACCUGAAAACAACACUUUCUAGCGUAGAUUUCAAGGUAUUGAAUAUUUUUAAUGGGCUAAGGUGUUUCCUUGAUUCAUGGGUGUGGCCUAGACUGUUGGGCGCGUUCAAAAAUGUUCUUUUGAUAAUGGGAGGUGGGGGAUAUGCAAUCAGUUUGUCUCGUAAAUUAUAACUGAUACAAAAGGAAGCGCACCUGGGUCACACUUAUUCUUCACGUGGAAUUAUGUGGAUAAAUUUAUAUCCUUGUUAAAGAGGAAACAAGUGGCUUUAUGUUAAUUUAAAAAAAACAAUAAGUAAGAUUGUGAUGCACAUUGUUAUGAAGGUGAAAUUAUAUGAACCAGAUGCUUACUUAGGUCAGGGAAUGCGCUUGAAGCUGGAGGAAUCAUAUACGGAACAGCCGCAAGGCAAACUGUGGAGAUUAGAGAACGAAAGAAAAAGAAAAAGAAAUCAGAUUAUAGGAACCAAACAGAAUUGUAACCCUCCUGUCUCCUGCGAAGGGUCGCAAAUCCUAGUAACCAACACAAUGUUUAGGGAAAGUGCACAAAUCUCCAGCUCAGAAAGGUCGUCAAGAUUCCAUUGUUGAAGUAAUAGUCCAGAUUUUUUCUUCCAUGACAUCGUCGAGUUGUAUUCGUAUCAACUAUAUUAAGCUUGAGAAGCUCCAAACAGAAAUUCAAAAAUUAUAAAGUGGGUAGUUAUUAUCUCGCUAUAAUCUAAUGUCGUUAUAAUCCAGUGAAUCAGGUUCAAAUCAACGCCCGCUAACCUCAUUAUUGGUUCAAAAACACCACAAUCCCCAAGUCAUUAUAGAGUACGAUAAAGAUAGAGACCCUACCAUGGAAAGAUCAAGCAAUCAAGGGAAAGAUACAGAAGAAAAACCACACCAGCAGUACAACCUUUUGCAACAACAAUGGGACCCCAUAACAAUUAAAACCGAGAACCUUGUAUCGAUCGUCAACAGACUCAAUGGUUAAAGGCUUAAAGCCCUUCAUCUCCUCGACAACUCUCCGAUAAAUCUCAUGUCUUCUCUUCGACACAGGAGGUCACCUUCUGAUGGUGGCAGAGCAUGGAAGUUGAGGAACAAUGAUUUGGCAGUUGAAGAGAUACUGAGAGAGAGAAGGGCAGCCAUUGUGAGUGGCAAGUUGAAGGGCAGACGGCUUUUCCAGGUGGCGGAGGGUGCAAGUGAGGUGGGUUCUGGAGGGAGACAGGAGAUAAUAUGCAGUGGUUGGGAUGUUUUUGCUCAAGGGAGUGAUGAGAUGAGGUCAGUGUUUUCCUACGAUUCAGAUGAUGAGAAGGAAAAAGUUGAAAGCAAAGAAGAAGAGUUGUAUCCUGUUCAUUGCCAUUCUGGUUCUUGUUCAUCGUCAACUUCUUAUAUCUGUGAUGAUUGGAUCGAGGUGGCUCUGGCAAGUGACAAGGAAGAGAAGAAAGGUGUAAAUGGUGUUGUUGGAUAUCAGGAUAUGGCACUAGCUAGGUGGACGCUCGUCGUCAAGGGUUGGCUUGCUAUUGUUUUAAUUCUAAUUCUGUGUGCAAUUGGUAUCAUCUCAAUGAAGAUGCUUAGUGGCAAUGGGAAAGUAAAAGGGGUGAUUCUAGUCCCAACAUGAUCUCUCUCUCUCUCUUUCUCUCUCUCUCUCUCUCUCUUUCUUUGGUCUGUUCAGAGUGAUUCUUAUCUGAGGAGAGGUUGAUUCACGGAUCUGUAAAUAUUUUGUAAGAAAGUUUCUGUUCUUGUUAAUUGGAGAUUUUUAACUUCACCAUUUAUAAUUAA